AUUUUAUGGUGGGGUUCCGAGUAUAAAUGCUUAUAAUAGUGACAUGCGCUUGCGCUGUGAACCCGAGUGCGUUGUCAACUAUCGAGCGCGAACAUGCGGCUUGUUCUAGUGUUGGCGUGUAUCGGGGCCGUGUUUGGUGUCCCUCUACAGUACGCCCUGCCGUAUGCUCACGCGCCGCUUGUGCAUGCGCCUUUGCUGCAUGCGCCGGUCGUUGCAGAACCUGUGUCUUACCCGAAGUACGCUUUUAACUACGGCGUAAAAGAUCCACACACUGGCGACAUCAAGAGUCAACAAGAGGAGAGGGACGGCGAUGUUGUCAAAGGUAGCUACUCCUUGGUUGAGCCGGACGGGUCUACACGUACAGUAGCGUAUUCGGCAGACGAUCACAACGGCUUUAACGCGGUUGUUCAUAAAACUGGCCACGCAGUACAUCCGGUUGCAGUGGCACCAGUGGCUCACUACGCGGUGAACCCCGCUCUUUCGAUCUCGCCCUAUACUCUCCAUUAAACCGCCGUAUUUUUAAUUAAUAAUAAGUAAAUAUACCAAACUUAAAACUAUUUUAAGGAUUGGUUUUUUAUAUAAGUAAUAUUUAGGUCAGUAGGUAGGACACUCAUGUUUUCAAUUAUAAAAUUGUUUAGAUAUUCGUAUGUAAAAAAAAAAUAUAUAUAAAAAUAUUUAAGUGUUUUUAUAGGUUUUAUGAAAAGUUGCUAAAUCGAAAUCGUUGGUACAAUGCAAACUUAUAAAAAGCAGCCUGUGAUUCUUUGUAAAUAUUAUAGCAUUAAAUUUAAAUAUAAUAUGCUUUAAAAUAGCGAAAGGAAUUUUGAUCUCGAUUGGGUUGGAUUUCAGUGCAAAUUUUUAUUUCAUAAAAUAUUUAUAUACCUUGAUUCUUUUUAAACUAUACUAUUUCAGAAUUAUAAUAUUUGGCAACUUAUGACUCAAUAUUACAAUAAGCUACAAAGUAGACAUUACCCGGGGAUUUAAGUUCUAGGUAGGUACAUACUUCAAAUGUCAAACUUUUUCAAUUGAUUUUGAUCUUUAUGAGACAAGACAAAAAAAAACUUUUAUUUUGAGUAAAGAAAACGAUAUUUCAAUUAAAGGUUUCCAUUGCUUGAAAUCUACCUCAAUUCUGACAAGAAAAUUCAAACGCUAUCCAUCCAGAUCAAACGCCAGCAAUUAUCGCCAAGAAGUGGAGAGCUACAACUUUUUGGUGGAUCGUUUUUGAUGCAAUAAGCCGUUUUCCUUCUUCCUGCUAUUUAGAAAUUAAAAAAAGAUAAAACAUCAACACAUCGGAAGAAAACCGGACGAGUUUGUCGAAAUGUUAACAUUGUAUUCGUAAAGAGUUAGCAUCUGUUGUAAGUACAAUAUAGAAAUAAAUAUUAAAAAUUUAUAAUAAAACAACUUACAUUUACCGU
This is a messenger RNA of Chilo suppressalis (striped riceborer), 1412 nucleotides long. Lineage: Eukaryota; Metazoa; Arthropoda; Insecta; Lepidoptera; Crambidae. The record is from the annotation of a GenBank genome assembly.